AUGGCGCAGAGAGUCUCAUUUUCGUCGAGCCAGCGUCGUCGCCGGCUCCGCGCGGACAAGCUGCGGGGGGUGAUGCGUGGAUGGGCGCGAGGCGGAAGCUCGACCGGCCAGCAGCAGCAGCAGCAGCAGAGCGGCGGAAUCAGUGGAAGCGGAAUGGGCGGCGGCGGAAUGGGUGGCGGCGGAAUGGAUGGCGGCGGAAUGAGCGGCGGCGGCAUGAGCGGCGGCGGAAUGGGUGGCGGCGGAAUGGGUGGCGGCGGAAUGGGCGGAACCAGCAUGGGUGGCGGCGGAAUGAGUAGCGGUGGAAUGGGUGGCGGUGGAAUGGGUGGCGGUGGAAUGGGCGGUGGCGAAAUGGGCGGCGGCGGAAUGGGCGGCGGCGGGAUGGGCGGAGGCGGAAUGGGCGGCGGCGGAAUGGGCGGCGGCGGAAUGGGCGGAGGCGGAAUGGGCGGCGGCGGAAUGGGCGGCGGCGGCACUGGUGGCGGCGGAAUGGGCGGCGGCGGAAUGGGUGGCGGCGGAAUGGGCGGCGGCGGAAUGGGCGGGGGCCGAACGGGCGGCGGCGGGAUGGGCGGUGGUGGAAUGGGAGGCGGCGGCAUUGGUGGCGGCGGAAUGCGAGGCGGCGGAAUGGGCGGCGGCGGAAUGGGCGGCGGCGGAAUGGGCGGUGGCGGAAUGGGAGGGGGCAUGGACGGACCUGGUUCCUCUGCUCCAGGUUCGCAAUCAGCCAUGGGUCCUGGGGGAAACAUGGGUGACGGCGGAAUGGGCGGCGACGGAAUGGGUAGUGGCGGAAUGGGCGGAGGCGGCAUGGGUGGCGGCGGAAUGAGCGGCGGCGGAAUGAGUGGCGGCGGAAUGGGCGGCAGCAGCAUGGGUGGCGGUGGACUGGGCGGCGGCGGAAUGGGCGGCAGCGGAAUGGGCAGCGGCGGAAUGGGCGGCGGCAGAAUGGGCGGUGGCGGAAUGGGUGGCGGCGGAAUGGGCGGCGGCGGAAUGGGCGGCGGCAUGGGCGGACCUGGGUCGUCUGCUCCUGGAUCACAAGGAGCCAUGGGUCCUGGGGGAAACAUGGGCGGCGGCGGCAUGGGUGGCGGCGGAAUGGGCGGAGGCGGAAUGGGCGGUGGCGGAAUGGGAGGAGGCGGAAUGGGCGACGGAGGCAUGGGCGGUGGAGGAAUGGGCGGGUCAGGGUGGUUUGCUCCAGGGUCGCAGGCAGCACCCGGCCAGGGUGGACCUGGGAUGGGCGGAGGGAUGGGCGGAGGGAUGGGCGGAGGGAUGGGGGGAGGAAUGGGCGGAGGGAUGGGGGGAGGGAUGGGCGGAGGGAUGGGCGGAGGGAUGGGCGGAGGGAUGGGCGGAGGGAUGGGUGGAGGGAUGGGCGGACCGUAUUAG
Molecule: messenger RNA, 1365 nt
Organism: Closterium sp. NIES-65
Lineage: Eukaryota; Viridiplantae; Streptophyta; Zygnematophyceae; Desmidiales; Closteriaceae
Source: the annotation of a GenBank genome assembly